AUGUUAAUCCGUAUAAUACUCCUAACGAUAAUACUAUGCAUUAUACUUGAAAUUUGUUCAUCAUCGACAUUUAAGACAGACACUAUUCCAGUAAAAUAUUUAAUGAAAAUUUCACAAAAGAAAUCAAAAAAACCUUCAUUAUGUAAAUUACCGAAAAAUAUUGGUUUAUGUCAACAAUCAAAAUUACGAAUGUAUUAUGAUUCAAAAACAAACAAAUGUAAAUCAUUUAUAUAUACCGGUUGUCGAGGAAAUAAAAAUAAUUUUCGAUCAGCACUGGCAUGUGAGAAAACAUAAAAUAUGGUAUUAAGUAAAGAACAAGCAAUUGAAUAUUUGACAAAAACACCAAUUGCAUUUAUUGGUACUCUAACUGAUGUUAUUCCUGGUAUUUCUACACGUUCUUUACCACCAAUUAAUCAUUAUAAAUUAAGAUUACAAAAUAUUCGACCUUUACGUGGUUCUGUCUCUACAACAGACUUUAGUUAUCAUCAACAUGGUGCGGGUCAAUUUCUUCACAGAAUUAUUCAAAAUCCUAAUGGUUCAGAAACAAUAUCAGAUGAACGAGAACAAAAACAAGUCAAAGAACCGGUAGUUGGUUUAACUUAUCUUGUAUGUUUAAGUGAUGGACAUCAUAUUAAUACACUAGUUGAAUUAGAUAAUUCUACUAUUGAACAAUUACUUCAUUCAUCAAAAAUACCAUUAGGUUGGAAUAAACAACGGAAUGGACAGUAUGAAAGUCCUUGGCAAUAUUCACAUGCCAAACAUAUCAAAUGGUACAAUAAUAAAUGUUUUGCUAAUAAUGAGAAAUGUGCAAUAACUGGUCGGCCAUUACUUAUUACUACAGAUGAUAUUUUAUUUUCAUGUGAACCUGUCAAAGCUACUCAUACAAACGAAUAUCAAAAUCCAGAUGGUGAUGGUGUUUUCAAACUAACAGUAACAAAUAAAAGUAAUCGACCUAUUGAAAUUCCUGCAUUAUUACGUGAUACUCACUCAAAAAGAAUUCUCUGGGAAGAAAGUGUAUUCGUUAUGACAGAUGCAGGUAAUCAUUUUUUUCCUGGUCAUGGUCAAGCACGUGAUGUUGAACCAACUGUACUAGACCCUCAUGAAAGUAUAUCAACUAAAUUAGAUACAUUAACUUUACAUGGUUUGUCAUGGCCAGCCGGGGGAUGGCGUUUGAAUUUAACAUUUUGCUUAGGUGAUAAAGCUACCGAAGGAAAUUAUUAUUAUUUUACUAAUCAUCAUGAACCAUUACGUAAGAAAGCUGAAAAAAAGAAGACUGCCAUUAUUGACUAA
Adineta steineri is the source of this 1290-nucleotide messenger RNA. The record is from the annotation of a GenBank genome assembly. NCBI's taxonomy places the organism in Eukaryota, Metazoa, Rotifera, Eurotatoria, Adinetida, Adinetidae.